Messenger RNA from Galleria mellonella (greater wax moth), 5531 nucleotides. RefSeq names its product high-affinity choline transporter 1 (gene ChT). The transcript has 10 exons. Gene Ontology annotation, molecular function: choline:sodium symporter activity. NCBI's taxonomy places the organism in Eukaryota, Metazoa, Arthropoda, Insecta, Lepidoptera, Pyralidae. Gene Ontology annotation, biological process: choline transport; transmembrane transport; acetylcholine biosynthetic process. Gene Ontology annotation, cellular component: plasma membrane. The record is from RefSeq and is a predicted model, not a curated record. Bases 546 to 2330 code for a protein of 594 amino acids.
AAUCGAUCGCGCGCCCGGCGACCUGGCUCCCGCCUGCGCACCACCACCGCCGACCGCCGCCGACUGCUGUCACUAUCGCAGCACGUGAACCGAUCUACAUCUCGUGUGCUCACGAUGUGGCCACGGCGGGUUACGUAACGCGGGCGAGGACACUAGUUUUGAUGUCUGUGGUGCGGGGCACGCGCGCUCAUGUGCGGGCUAAGCUUUAGGACCAGGAAUAGUCCUUCGCAGAAAACCUCCCUCCGAUGGGGCGACAGCUGCGCUCCCGCCGUCAGGCCUAACAUGUAACAUCAUCCAGCACGGCACGGGCUCCUCGAACUGUCUCUAACAUCACUAGUUUAGUGGCUAACACACUUUCACCGUGCACAAGUGAAGCCUGAUAGAGUAUUUACAUGAUUAUAUUUUACAUGGUUCGUGUUACAGUUGUUACAAUGGACUUUGAAAUGGAAUUGAAGUGAAAAACAUUUGGAGUGUGUGAGCUUGUGGCGUCUUGACACGACGACGGAGAGUCAAUUUCAAAUAAGUGUAACAUACAAACAGUCAAGAUGAUCAAUAUAGCGGGCGUGAUCUCCAUCAUCCUUUUCUACGUUCUCAUCCUAGCAGUAGGCAUAUGGGCUGGCCGCAAGAAGCCUCCAGGGAAUGACUCCGAGGAGGAGGUGAUGCUGGCUGGACGUUCCAUCGGACUCUUCGUGGGAAUCUUUACGAUGACUGCGACGUGGGUGGGAGGCGGAUACAUCAAUGGUACUGCAGAGGCUAUCUACACCUCGGGCCUGGUGUGGUGCCAGGCGCCCUUCGGAUACGCCCUAUCCCUCGUCUUUGGUGGGAUCUUCUUCGCGAACCCGAUGCGGAAACAGGGCUACAUAACGAUGCUAGACCCGCUGCAGGACUCGUUCGGUAGCCGGAUGGGGGGGCUGCUGUUCCUGCCUGCACUCUGCGGUGAGGUGUUCUGGGCAGCCGGCAUCCUUGCAGCGCUUGGGGCUACACUGGCAGUGAUCAUCGACAUGGACCACCGCACGUCGGUCAUCUUCAGCGCGUGUGUGGCAGUAUUUUACACCCUGUUCGGUGGACUGUACUCGGUCGCGUACACCGAUGUCAUCCAGCUAUUUUGCAUCUUCCUCGGCCUCUGGAUGUGCAUUCCAUUUGCGUGGGCGAACCCACAUGUCAAACCACUCAGUUCCAUGGAAGUGGAUUGGAUAGGAAAGGUUGAUCCAGAAUAUUAUUGGUUCUAUGUGGAUUAUGGGCUCCUGCUGGUGUUUGGUGGAAUUCCAUGGCAGGUAUACUUCCAGCGAGUGUUGAGCAGCAAGACAGCAGGCCGGGCGCAGGUUCUGUCGUACGUGGCAGCCAUCGGGUGCAUCUUCAUGGCCAUACCUCCAGUCCUCAUCGGUGCCAUUGCGAAGGCCACCGCAUGGAAUGAGACGGCAUACCACGGCCAGUUGUCUCCAACGGGGGAGCUGACCUCCGACCAGACGUCCAUGAUAUUACCGCUGGUGCUGCAGCACCUCACUCCUGACUUCGUCUCGUUCUUCGGCCUCGGCGCCGUGUCAGCGGCCGUUAUGUCCUCAGCCGACUCGAGCGUUCUCAGUGCGUCGUCUAUGUUUGCACGGAACGUGUACAAGCUGAUCUUCAGGCAGAACGCUUCCGAGAUGGAGAUCAUCUGGGUGAUGCGCGUCUCUAUCCUGGUUGUGGGGGUGCUAUCUACCGUCAUGGCACUCACCAUCCCCUCCAUAUACGGGCUUUGGUCUAUGUGCUCGGAUCUGGUGUAUGUCAUCCUUUUCCCCCAACUGCUCAUGGUGGUGCACUUUAAGAAACAUUGCAACACAUACGGCUCCCUGGCCGCGUACAUAGUGGCACUGGUGGUUCGGUUGUCCGGGGGAGAGAAGCUGCUGGGUCUACCUGCGCUGAUACACUACCCUGGCUGGGACGCUGAGAAUGAAGUGCAGCUGUUCCCGUUCAGGACCAUGGCGAUGGUGAUGUCCCUGUUCACUCUGGCCUUCAUAUCCUGGUUGUCUGUGUAUCUAUUCAACUCUGGUUAUCUGAGUCCCGAGUCGGACUACUUCAACUGUGUGGUGAACAUCCCUGAGGACAUUCGGCGUGUAGACGAGCCCUCGGAGGCUGGAGAGCAGAUGUCCGUGCUGGGCGGAGUUCCGGGCCGGCUGUACGGCGCGGCCUCUACCCUCGUCGGGCCGGACGAGAAGGCUGGCCGCAUCAACCCAGCCCUGGAGCCCGACGACGAUGACCUAGAUGAUCCCAACGAUGGUCCAACGCCUCUAUUCGGCAACAGUAGUGCGCCCCCGCCCGUGCAACCUUUCGGCAAGCAAACGGCUUUCUGAGACGAUAAGUACCUUUAUUAGUUCUCUUAAAGGUAGUGGUCGACGUGUCAUGGCGAGGUGCGACGUGCUCGUACAACGGAAUGUUAUAUUUUACGAAGAUUUUACUCUACGACUUGUUUGUUUUCGUAAUCAUUACAUCGAAUAGGGAACUGUUUGAACUACAGUAUUUUUCGAAAAUUAGAAUUAUAUGCUCAAACCUAAUACAUAUCGCCAGUAUCUUCCGAUAGCAUGAUUUUGUACCUUAAAAGUUCAAUAGGACAUUGGCCGCUACUUAUGAUCACUUCAUAUAAUGUGAUCUAUGUGAGAGGGAUCACUAAAAUAAUGGCACGUACCAUAGAUAAUAUAUGAUACGCAAUGAGGUUAAAGUAUAUGUACGUAGCAAAUAAUAAUAUGAUCGCAUUAAAGCAAUAGACAAUUUGUUAAUAGUGAUGUAUGAAAAAAUGCGACGUUAUUUUGUAGCGGAAUGUAAUGUAUAUUAUCUAUAUUGUAAACGAUCAGUGAUCACCAUAAAUGAUGAGUGAAACGCAUACAUAUCAACAUGUGAAAUCUUAAUUAACAUGGUUAGAAUAUAUUUUAUAUAAUAUAUAAUAUAUUAUUUAUAUUGAUAAAGAUUCCUUAUUUAAGUCAAUUAAAGUAGAGAGAUGACGAGCACUGUAUGUUAUGUGCUUCGUAGAUCAUAAAUGUAAUAUGUGCGUUGUAGUCACAGUUCACACUUGAUAAAUAUAUACAUAUAGCACACGUGACCAAAGUAAUGUUCGGGUGUUAACCACAUACCUAAAUGUUGAAUGAUUGGAAAUUAUUUACACGUAGUGUGUUACAUUAAAAUAUUGCUUGUAAAGCAUAUACAUAUCAAUUAAUGUCUAAAAACAAAGUAUACCUGCCCAUUUUGCAUUAGUUUUAUAUAUGAAAUGUCAAAUGCAUAAUUUUAGUUUAAUAGGUACAGUUUCGUAGCCAUACUAAUAAUAAUAUGUUAACAUAUACAGAUCAUUUAUUUUAUUUUAUUAUUCUAUUAUUUAAUGAAGUAUAAGAUUAAUAUGCUUCAAUAAUCAACUCUCCCAGUGUUAUCAGUUAUACAAGAGGGAACUUAGGUAUAAUCAGCGCAGUUAAAUACAUACCUUGAUAUAUAGGUAAACUGGACAGCAUCUAUAAAUACAUAUAACAUUAAAGAAUGAAACUAAUGGUUGUAGUAGCUUUCUUUAACACGAUCACAUCAUAUAGAUUGAACUUCAUAGUUUCAUUCGUCUAGUAUUUCAUGCACAAUGCUUUUUGUUUUCAAUUUUGAAAUACUAAUUCAGUGCAAAUGACACUGAAAAUUACGAAAUUGAUUUUCAUUAAAACUUAUUGAAAAUGAUGCGUUAUUUUGUCAUAUCGAAUGUUGAAAAUUGAAUGGUCGGCCUAAACGCGCUGGCGUUAUAGCGGCUUGUAUGCAAUUCGUGACACGCAGAGCUGGUAAUAAUUAUUAUGACGUAUUUCGCAUUUAAAUAUUUAUAUUAUUGUUAUUGUAUGAUGUGAAAGUUUAUGAGAAAUAAUACCAUUGGUCAACCUUACAAGUUUAGGCGUAUUAAAUGUGUGUUGGUGUUCACCAUAUGUGUGUCUCCCCGGUCCCCACCACGGCUGGCACCACGCGUGUUUCUAUCUGUGUUUUAUAAUCGGUGUAUAUGUCAGAAUCUGACGCUUUUUGACCUAAUUAUAAUAUCGUAAUAAUAAAAUUAUUCGUAAUAGUAAAUUUACAUUGUACAAUUCAAAUUAUUAAUUGGCUUGUAAAUUCUUUUUAAGAGUUUAUAUUUAUCGCUAAAUUAUUAGCGUCACUAAUAAGGUUAUAUUGUAAAAGUUUUUAAUAUAUGUUGCGAAAUAACCAUUUAAUGUGAUAAUAUAUAUAUAUAUUAUUAUAUUAUAUGUACUACAAAGUAGCUAUAUAUCACUGUAAGGGCGUGCUGUCCGAUCGUAACCUUUGCUAAGACUUCAACCACGAUACAUAUCAUAUUAUAUGUGACUUAAUAUAGAAUAAAACAUAUAUUAUACAUAUCAUAGAGAAUUUAGUGUGAAACGGAUACAUAUCAAUAGUUAUAAGGGUAGAUAUAGGUCUUGUUGUUGUUCUUCGGCGUUGCUUUCUAGUAUUCAUGCGUACUAUAUAUACAUACUUGCAUAUACUGUGGACUUGCUAUUCUUAUACGGAUACUGAAGUAGAGGCAUACUUCGUUUUUAAUAUAUUAUAUCAUGAACGUAACUUAAUAUGAAUUUUGUCAUUAUUUAUAAAAAAAAAUGGCAAUAACAUAUGUUGUAAUUUGUAAAUGUGUUUAUUUAUUUAACUCUUUAUUGCACCAUAAACAAAAAUAUACAAUGACAAAUGAAUUUUUUUAUCUCUAAAAGGAAUCCUUGUCGUUUACUACUAUCAGCAUACUGCUAUAUACUAUAUUGUUGCUAUAUAUAUAUGUAUAUAGCCUAUAUGUACAGAGACAUAUAUAUCUAAUAACAAUUGUUACGAAUAUGAAUUGAUUUAAGAAUAUUUGCAUUUAGUUCCAUUUUAUUUACCUGGAAUUCAUAAAACUAACUCCCGCGACUUCCCAGUGUAUUUUCGGAAAAUCCUUUUUAAUGUUAAUUUACGUAAAGAAUAAUUUUGCUUAAUUCCACCUAUGUAGACUCUGCAGUUUUAAUUGUGAGCAUAUAAGUCGAUCUAAUGUAGUAUAACUAUGUCAAGUCUGUUUAAUUAUAUAUAUCUACAUUGUUAAUCAGUUUUUACGAUGUACUUAAUUAUGUUUAAACUGAAAAUAUUAAAGUUUUUACGAGAACUCUUUAUUUUGUGUUUCUCAAAGUAUUUUAAUAAUUUAAUUAUUCCUAUCUUAAUUAAUUGUAAUUAACAUAACAACCCAUUUAUUUUUUGUAUAUUUAAAACAAUUUUGAGUGUAGCUACGUUUCUCUUACGUAAACAAAAUGUGUUUGCGAACAAAUUCAACUAACUCAAUAUACGUAUAAUUGUACUGAUACAAUUAAAUGUAAUUAUAUUUCUGUUUACACUUACAUAUGUACGCCAUGGUAUUAGGAAGCAAUCGGUCCACUGUUAGAUAGUAGAUAUAUAUACCUACUAUUGACUUAUUUCUAGUUCUUGUUGAAUAUUUUGAAAAAAAAAAUGUGAAAAAAAUGUGUAACGUUGUGAACUCUGCGGCCGCUGCUGCGACAGUAAUAAAACAUAUAGUAUGUUGA